Triticum turgidum subsp. durum (durum wheat) is the source of this 1506-nucleotide messenger RNA. Lineage: Eukaryota; Viridiplantae; Streptophyta; Magnoliopsida; Poales; Poaceae. The record is from the annotation of a GenBank genome assembly.
AUGUUACCGCCAGAAUUAGGAUCUCUUGUUCUUCUCUCACAUAUGGAUCUAAGUAGAAAUCAAUUUUCAGGAAGUAUUCCACCUCAGAUUGGACAUUGUCACUCUUUAUCAUCGUUACUCCUAUCAGACAACUUAUUGACAGGACAGAUACCACAAGAAUUUGGGUAUCAUGCCAACCUAAAUGAGCUUGAUUUGAGUAAAAACCAUUUAAGCAGUGCCAUCCCAGCGACUUUUUCUGUUUCUUACCAACUAUGGAAGCUGAAUUUAUCAUAUAAUAAUUUGGAUGGCAGAGUUCCAUUUAUCGCUGCCACCUUGAUCUUACUUGACCAUAAUACGGGCUUAUGUGGUGAUUUGUAUGGCUUAACUCCAUGUGAAACACCGAAGCUCGACAUGGAACACCAAAAAAGGAAAAAUCCAAGUAUGGUACUUCUUGCUCUUUUUGCACCCUUUUCAUUUGCUUGCCUCUCAACUGUAAGCAUCACGAUCGUCUGUCGGAGAAGAAAGGAUGUAAAAAGUACAAGCAAAUGCAAGUCUGGAGAUAUACUUUCCAUAUGGAAUUUUGAUGGAAAGAUUGCAUUCGAAGACAUCACCAACGCAACAGAAAAUUUUGAUGAGAAAUAUUGCAUUGGUGUUGGAGGAUACGGAUCUGUCUUCAGAGUUCAUCUUGAAGACGGGAUUAUCUUUGCCGUCAAGCUCCUUCAGUCAAUGGAAGAAUACAACGACGAGAGAACAUUUCAUGCCGUGAUUGAAGUGUUGACAAAAAUCAGGCACCGAUGCAUCGUCAAGCUAUAUGGCUUCUGUUCCCACUCCCAGUACAAAUUCCUCGUGUAUGAGCUUAUCGAGAGGGGAAGCUUAUCAUCCACUAUGCACGAGCAAGAGCUAGCGAAGGAGCUGGAUUGGCCCAAGAGAGUUUCUGUUGUGGUGGACGUAGCUCAAGCUCUCUCCUACUUGCACCAUGAUUGCGGCGAUCCAAUCGUGCACUGCGACAUAAAAAGCAGCAACAUUCUUCUGGACCUCGAUUAUAAGGCUUAUGUUUCAGACUUUGGCAUGGCGAGGAAACUGAAGCAUGGUUAUUCAAGCUGGAGCACUAUUUUUGCAGGCACAUGUGGCUACAUAGCCCCUGAGCUGUCAUCUACCAUGGUGUUGACUGAGAAGUGCGACGUGUACAGCUUCGGCGUGGUUGCGCUGGAAGUUUUGAUGGGAAAGCACCCAGGUGAUCUGCUCCUUCCAUUCUUUUGCCGAACAAAGCAGCUGGGGAAGUUCAAUGAUGUUCUGGAUCGACGUGUCGCAGCACCGUCAACUAUUGACGAGGAGAAGGAUGUCAUUUUGGUUACCUUGGUGGCCUUUGCUUGCCUGCAAGUCAAUCCCAAAGCCCGGCCAACAAUGCAGCAGGUAUAUCAGGCACUGACAAAUAGAAAUCACCCAGCGUUCAUUCCCAGGCCCCUUCAUGAAAUCAGGCUACAAGAUGCGUUGCAUGAUUAUUGUGGCACCAUAAAGAAUAUAUGA